CGUUUGUUCUUCUGCGCUGUAAGUCUCCCUCUGUGGAUUUAAAGAACGCCACAGUGGUGUGGAGCCGGUCCGACCUCAGUCCUUCCACCGUUCACCAGCGUGGACCAGAAGGAGAUGACCUGACCAAGCAGAACCAGCUUUACACAAACAGAACCUCCAUGAGGAGCGAUGCCCUGGACACUGGAGACCUGGGGCUGAAUCUGACCCGUCUGCAGGUGUCCGACACUGGAAACUACACCUGCAGCAGAGACGGACUGACACUGAGGACUGUUAACCUACAGGUCAAAGAAAUAUUUCCACUGUGGGGCAAAGUUCUCCUGGUUCUCCUGGUCCUCCUGGUUCUGGCGAUCGUUGCUGGCUUGCUCUGUCAUUUUCGUCACAAUUUUAAGAAAGGUUACAAAAUAAGGCUUCUGGAGGACUCUGGGGUGAAGUCUGUCCUGUUGCAUUGCACGACCGCAGUUCCCCUCCCAGAGGACGCUACGGUGGAGUGGACAGACAGUCACGGCAACACGGUCUACCUGCAUCAGAACCGCUGUAACAAGCCGGAGAGGCAGAUCCAGUUCUACAGAGAUAGAGUUACGAUGCAUGAAGACCUGCUGAGGACCGGGGACCUCAGUCUGACUCUGAAACACCCAACACGUGCAGACUCAGACACCUACACCUGCACCGUCUACAGCAGGAAGAGACGAGUUCUGGUGAAGAAACAGGUUCAGCUCCAGGUCAAAGUCCAACAGGUGGAGGUGGAUUCAGGGACGGAUGCUGUCCGUCUACCCUGUGAAACCACAGUCCAGCUGCUGGAUUCAACAGUUCAGUGGAGGGACAGUAAUAACAGGCUGGUCCACAUGUUGCAGGAUGGUUCAGACGUCCUCAAAAAUCAGGACCAGAUAUACAGAGACAGAACAGCAAUAAAUGGAGACUUUUUACAAACCGGAGACCUCAGUCUGACCCUGAAACAUCUCACGUAUAAAGACAGUAACAUCUACACCUGCACCAUCAACAGCGGAGGGGGAGACGUUCUGAUGAAGAAGCAGGUUCAGCUUCAUGUCAGAGACUGUCACCUGGAGUUGGAGAAAGGGGUGGAGUCUGUCCUGCUACCAUUUAAAGUGUCCCCAGAACUUCUUAAAGAUUCCCAAAUUGAGUGGUGGCGCUAUGAACCUGCCCCAAAAAUUAAGCUUUAUUGUUAUCGAAAUGGUUUUGGUCGAACCUAUGGACAUGCCAGGUCCUUCAGAAUCCAAUCGGAGAUGAGCAAAGACCUGCUACAAACUGGAGACAUCAGUCUGACUCUGAAGAAGACCCUAGAUGAAGGAGACGAGAGUUAUAGAUGUGGAGUCUGGAGGGAUGGGGACCUGCUGGGAUGGACAACAGUUCUGCUCAAAGUCAAAGUGUCCCUGGAGGUCCAAGCUCUAGAGGUGUUUGAAGGGGACCAGUUUGUUCUUCUGCCCUGUAAGUCUCCCUCUGUGGAUCUAAAGAACGCCACAGUGGUGUGGAGCCGGUCCGACCUCAGUCCUUCCACCGUUCACCAGCGUGGACCAGAAGGAGAUGACCUGACCGAGCAGAACCAGCUUUACACAAACAGAACCUCCAUGAGGAGCGAUGCCCUGGACACUGAAGACCUGGGGCUGAAUCUGACCCGUCUGCAGGUGUCCGACUCUGGAAACUACACCUGCAGCAGAGACGGACUGACACUGAGGACUGUUAACCUACAGGUCAAAGGUCAGGAACUAACCAAGCAGCUGCUGCUUUAAGAG
Cyprinodon tularosa is the source of this 1748-nucleotide messenger RNA. RefSeq lists its product as uncharacterized. Bases 159 to 1745 code for a protein of 528 amino acids. The record is from RefSeq and is a predicted model, not a curated record. Lineage: Eukaryota; Metazoa; Chordata; Actinopteri; Cyprinodontiformes; Cyprinodontidae. The transcript has 6 exons.